Funneliformis mosseae is the source of this 306-nucleotide messenger RNA. The record is from the annotation of a GenBank genome assembly. NCBI's taxonomy places the organism in Eukaryota, Fungi, Glomeromycota, Glomeromycetes, Glomerales, Glomeraceae.
AUGAUAAUCUCAUUAAGACUUAUAAGAUUAGCUAUUACACAAGAUUUUAUGUUACCAAGUGAAAAUUCUAUUGGUGAAGUUGAAAAAUCUGAUUUUAUCUAUCUUUCAAGGCCUUCUAAAGCUGAUAAUAAGGAAUUGGUUAUUGUUACUAUGCCCUUUAUGUUAUUAAAAAUACUCAAUAAACAGCUUCAGUAUAUUUUAGAGGUGCCUGUUAUUCCAGACUAUCUACUGCUAAUUUCAAAUAAAGAUCACUUUUGGUUAUGGCAAGAUUUUGAAGUCCUUCAUGGAUAUUACCAAAGGGCAUAA